Messenger RNA from Diplodia corticola, 2511 nucleotides. RefSeq names its product ph domain protein. The coding region runs from base 1 to 2511 and encodes 836 amino acids. Lineage: Eukaryota; Fungi; Ascomycota; Dothideomycetes; Botryosphaeriales; Botryosphaeriaceae. The record is from RefSeq and is a predicted model, not a curated record. The transcript has 4 exons.
AUGGCCUUCAACGCGGUGCCUGUGCCUCAGGCCGGCCAUGUGGCCCGCGGCUACGGCCCCUCGGCUGCAUCCGACUUUGCGAACCCGCCAGCCCACCCCACAGACCUGUCCCCACCGGGCCAGCACCAUGUGGGUCGCUUCAACGAGGACUUCGAUGCCAGUGUCCGCGGCUCCUCCAUUCUCGACGGCGACACCAUCCACCGCUCGUCCUCGCGCGCAUCGCAGCGCUCCCUUGGCGGCGCCGUCGUCUCCCGCAGCGGCACCCUCAAGAAGAAGGGCUCCGUGAGCCGCAAGGGCAGCCUCAAGCGCAGCGGCAGUCGGCGCAGCAUACGCGCCGGCAGCAUCAAGGGCAUGCCCAUGGGCGAUGAGACCACCGAUCCGGAAAGCUUCAACAACAUCUUCAACACACCUGUGCCGACCUCUGGUACUCCGACCGAUAUUUUGGUCAACCGCUUCCAAGCAUGGCGCAAGCUGCUGAAAGAUCUCAUCACCUACUUCCGCGAGGUCCAGUCAUCGUACGAGGCGCGCUCCAAAGCUUUGAUGAAGGUCUCCAACGCCAUCAACAACACCAAUGCGCCUUCGCUUUUCCUGGCCGACGGCGGCAUCAACGACGCGAACAGAAUCCUGCGUGACUAUCACAAGCAGUCCGUCGUUGAAUCAAACAAGGCACGCGAUAUUGAGAGCGACGUUAUCACGCAACUGAGCGGACUGAGGGCCGAUCUGGGAAGCAAAAUCAAAGAGAUCAAGUCACUGUCGGGCGAUUUCAAGAAUUCAGUCGAGAAAGAGAAGGAGGUUACUCGCAAGGCGGUGGCACACCUCGAGGACGCCCUUGCGGCCGUGGACGUUGAUCCCUCAGCUGUUGUGGGCAAAGGAGAUCCGUUCGUGGUAAGAUUGGCGGUGGAUCGCCAAAUUGAAAGGCAGAUCGACGAGGAAAAUUACCUCCAUAGGGCUUACCUCAACCUUGAGGGAUCCGGCCGGGAACUCGAGUCUAUCGUGGUUGGCGAGAUCCAAAAGGCCUACAAUGCACUGGCUGGUGUUCUGAAGCGGGAUGCGGAUGAGGUCUACGACACAGUCGAAAGGCUUCGUGCUGGACCGAUUUCAAUGCCCAAAGACCGGGAAUGGACCCAGUUCGUCGAGCAUGACCCGCACUUUGUCAACCCGCGGACACCCCUGCGACGCAUCGAGGAUAUUGAGUAUCCCGGUAAACAUCAUCCGGCGGCAGCCGAGAUUAGAGCUGGCAUGUUGGAGCGCAAGAGCAAGUAUCUGAAAAGCUAUACCCCUGGAUGGUAUGUUCUGUCGCCGACCCACUUGCACGAGUUCAAGUCAGCGGACCGCAUCUACACCCAACCGCCCGUCAUGUCUCUGUACCUCCCCGACCAGAAACUCGGCACGCACUCUCAACCUGGCUCCUCUUCGCACAAGUUCAUUCUUAAAGGUCGUCAAGCUGGUUCCAUGCAUCGCGGUCAUACUUGGGUCUUCCGUGCCGAGUCCUACGAUACGAUGAAGGCAUGGUAUGAGGAUAUCAAGAGUUUGACGGAAAAGAGUGGGGAGGAACGCAACGCAUUUGUGAGGAACCAUUCCCGGAGCAUCAGUGCGGGAAGCGCGCGGUCGGUUAGCAGCGAUGGCCUGGACGACAACGAAGCGGACGAGGUUCCAUACUCGGCGCAGAACUCGGACGUGGCCAUCAAACAGCAUCCGGCGGCUCCGCGACCGCAACCAGGUGGGCGAUUUCCUUCGGACCUUACGGUCAACCGUGACUUACAAGCUCCACUUUCGCCAUCUAGUGGAAGCUCUGAAGCCGAUCAUCAUGACCUGACGACCGCCGCCGGAGGCUUGCGACACGAGCAGCCCGAAACUUCCGCGUAUUACGGUUCCCACGAAUCGUACCAACCCCAGGAGCAAUACUUUGCCCCUGCUCCUGGCCAAGGCCAAGCGAGCUACCAGCAUCAAUACCCGCCGGCGCAGACUCAGGCCCCGUACGAGGCGCAGCACAUCCAUCAGCCUCAGCCCCAGCAGGUAUACCCCGCCCAAGCAUCCCUCAACCCAGCGAACGAGCCUGACCUGAGAAGGCACAACAGUACAACUACAUAUAGUAACUGGCUCACGCCCGCCGCGGGCGGUGCCGCGGCUGGUGCUCUGGGAGCAGAGGCAUACAUGAAACCAAAGGAGAACCCAGGUCCAAGCGAAGCCCCCAAGGAUACCCAGGAAGAACCCUCGAGUCCCUUGGAACCUGCACCUGGGAUGACCGCUGCAUCAGCAGUGUCAUUCCCAAGCAGCACAAGGACCUCCUCCUACGCAGAUACCCUCGACUCCGAAGCGCCAGCAAUGGCGACGACCGUAGCGGCCGACAGCGGUCACCCAGCUACGAUUUUUGCGAAUGCAGCGGCAGCCAACGGAGCCACAAACGGCAACGCUAAACGGCCCUCGGGCGCUGGGCGCAACCACACCGAUGUCAGUGUGAGCCAGUUGCACGUGCCUGGUGAAUACCCAAGGACCCCGAUGUCGCAGUAG